CGGAGACCUCCUUGUAUGGGAUCAGAGAUCAAUUUAUAAGAGCCAUGGACGAAGGGGCUGCGCAGUCCCCGGGCCAAGAGCAGCUGGAGGCACCUGCCCAGGUAGGAGCUGUCCAAGGGAAGUGUGAGUCAGAGACCUUCAGGUCUAAGAGUUUACCGGUCCUGCACAGUGCCUCCUGCCGGCAGAAUCUCAGGGCUGAGAAUGCAGACGUCAACCUGGCCUUGGGCCGCCCUGAAGCUAUGGGUGCCCGGGAGAAGCAUCGAGGACGGAGCUUGAUAGUCCCUAGUCCUUCCGCCCCAUCCACUUCGGUAGGGACUGCCGCGGGACUCAUGGACUGUAACCACAGGGUGGACCCCGGCAAACCCGUGUCGGUGUCUUCGCCUCUGGCCGCCCUCCAGGAGAGAAGGUGUCUCUACGUGGUCCUCACGGAUUCUCGCUGCUUCCUAGUGUGCAUGUGUUUUCUGACCUUCAUCCAGGCAUUGAUGGUCUCCGGGUACCUGAGCAGUGUCAUCACCACCAUCGAAAGGCGCUAUAGCCUCAAGAGUUCCGAGUCAGGGCUGCUGGUCAGCUGCUUCGACAUAGGAAACCUGGUGGUGGUGGUCUUCGUCAGCUACUUCGGCGGCCGUGGGCGAAGGCCCUUAUGGCUGGCGGUGGGUGGACUUCUCAUCGCCGUCGGGGCUGCCCUCUUCGCCUUACCUCAUUUCAUCUCACCUCCCUACCAAAUCCAAGAGUUGAACGCUUCUGCCUCCAACGAUGGCCUUUGUCAGAAUGGCAACUCCACGGCUACCUUAGAGCCUCCUCCCUGUCCCAAGGACUCUGGAGGAAACAGUCACUGGGUCUACGUGGCUUUAUUCGUUUGUGCACAGGUUCUCAUUGGAAUGGGCUCCACACCGAUUUACACCCUGGGACCAACCUAUUUGGAUGACAAUGUCAAGAAAGACAAUGCAUCCUUGUACCUAGCCAUCAUGUACGUCAUGGGAGCACUUGGCCCUGCAGUAGGGUACCUGCUGGGUGGGCUGCUCAUUGGCUUUUAUGUCGAUCCCAGAAACCCCGUUCACCUUGACCAGAACGACCCUCGUUUCAUCGGAAACUGGUGGAGUGGAUUCCUCCUUUGUGCCAUUGCAAUGUUUCUUGUGAUAUUCCCCAUGUUUACUUUUCCAAAAAAGCUUCCGCCUCGACACAAGAAAAAGAAAAAAUUUUCUGCUGGCGUCACUAGUGACGAUGACAUCAUCAAGGAGAAAUCAAAGACAAGCGAACAAGUGGACAAAAAAGUAUCUUCAAUGGGCUUUGGAAAGAAUGUCAGAGACCUACCGAGAGCAGCUGUCAGGAUCUUAAGCAACAUGACAUUCCUUUUUGUGAGUUUGUCGUACACAGCCGAGAGUGCCAUUGUCACUGCUUUCAUUACCUUCAUCCCCAAGUUCAUCGAGUCACAGUUUGGUAUCCCAGCUUCCAAUGCCAGCAUCUACACUGGUGUCAUCAUUGUCCCCAGCGCUGGGGUUGGCAUUGUGCUGGGAGGCUACAUUAUAAAGAAACUGAAGCUUGGUGCGAGAGAAUCUGCAAAGCUGGCAAUGAUCUGCAGCGGGGUGUCUCUGCUUUGCUUCUCCACCCUGUUCAUUGUUGGAUGCGAAAGCAUCAAUCUGGGAGGUAUAAACAUCCCUUACACAACGGGACCUUCUCUGACCAUGCCCCAUAGGAAUCUGACAGGAAGCUGCAAUGUUAAUUGUGGUUGUAAAAUACAUGAAUACGAGCCAGUCUGUGGAUCGGAUGGAAUCACAUACUUCAACCCGUGCCUGGCUGGCUGUGUUAACAGCGGUAAUCUUACCACCGGGGUUCGGAAUUACACGGAGUGCACCUGUGUCCAGAGUCGACAAGUGAUCACGCCGCCCACGGUGGGACAGCGCAGCCAGGUCCGAGUGGUCAUUGUGAAAACCUAUCUCAACGAGAACGGCUAUGCUGUGUCGGGGAAGUGUAAACGCACUUGCAAUACCCUCAUCCCCUUCCUGGUGUUCCUUUUCAUAGUUACCUUCAUCACGGCAUGUGCCCAACCGUCAGCCAUCAUCGUGACACUCAGGUCCGUGGAAGAUGAGGAAAGGCCCUUUGCUCUCGGAAUGCAGUUUGUUUUGUUGCGAACACUUGCUUACAUUCCUACUCCGAUUUACUUUGGAGCCGUGAUUGACACCACCUGUAUGCUCUGGCAGCAGGAAUGUGGCGUGCAGGGCUCUUGCUGGGAAUACAACGUGACGUCCUUUCGUUUUGUCUACUUCGGUUUGGCGGCUGGCCUCAAAUUUGUUGGCUUUAUUUUUAUCUUCCUGGCCUGGUACUCGAUCAAAUACAAAGAGGAUGAAUUGCAGAGGCGGAGGCGUAGAGAGUUCCCGCUGAGCACUGUGAGUGAACUAGUGGGCCAGCCCAACAAAGCGGAGAAAUAUGCCCGGACUACAUCAUGCCCAGCCUUCAGCACCCAGGGGGAACUCCAUGAAGAGACUGCUCUGCAAAAGGGAUUUCCAUGCACCACACAGACAUACCCUGGGCCUUUCUCAGAAGCAAUAAGUCCCUCGGCAGACCCUGGGCUGGACGUGAGCCCUGACGCUGCUGCUCUGUAGUGUCCCUGCUGAAGCCCGGAAAAGAGAGACGUGUUCUGUUGGUUGAGUUGAAUAUGGCGACUUGAGAAACACCUGUGCCUUCUUUCUUUCUUUUUUUUAAACCUCCACAGACACAAUCCUCAAACCAACAAAACUCAGUACACACAGCCACUGUUGGCUGAGGGCUGGAUACCUCAACAAGACUGAGAGCCUUUCCCCUCUUUUCUCCAGGGAGGAGCUUAGGUUGAUCUGUUGUCACUUCUGCUAGGUUCAUUUAAUGCUCACGCGCCUGAGGUCCAUGGCGAAUCAUGGGAAAG
Messenger RNA from Psammomys obesus (fat sand rat), 2896 nucleotides. RefSeq names its product solute carrier organic anion transporter family member 5A1 (gene Slco5a1). Gene Ontology annotation, cellular component: membrane. Gene Ontology annotation, biological process: sodium-independent organic anion transport; transmembrane transport. The transcript has 9 exons. Gene Ontology annotation, molecular function: protein binding. NCBI's taxonomy places the organism in Eukaryota, Metazoa, Chordata, Mammalia, Rodentia, Muridae. Bases 45 to 2600 code for a protein of 851 amino acids. The record is from RefSeq and is a predicted model, not a curated record.